AUGGCCUCAAAACGGCACUUGGAGUCUCUGGACCCCGUGAUUUUCAACAAGCUACCUCGGCUGGAGACAGAGCCCACCACCAGCUUCCCCGAUGGCCUCUGCAAAUCCAGCCCUGUACCCAGCUCUGAAAACCAUUUCAACUACAAGGGCUCCUACUUCGCCUGCCCGCUGCAAAGUCCCGAUGGCCCCGAGCAGCCCCUGGUGCGCUGGAGCCCAGCGGCCACCUACCUGCACUAUGGCACUGGUGCUGGCAGCCAGCCCAUGCCGGUGGAGGGGCCGCUGGUGAGCUGCCUACUGUACCGACCCGAGAGCCUGGGGACUGGGCUGCAGCCCCCGGGUGCCGAAAAGGGCAAGGACAGCCUGAUGCGGGAGCUGCUAAUGGCGAGGGAGAAGUGGACUAGCCCACCACCAGCUCCAGGACACCCCUUCCCAGUGAAGAAGCCAGUGGCGGUGAACAAGGCCGCCCCCCUGGCUGUCCCCAGGCCGGUGUACAGAGCCCCGGCAUGCUUCAUGGACCCCAGGAUGGCCCUGCCACUGGGAGCCCGGGCAGAGAGCCUGCAGCAGAGGCAGAAGGGGCCUCGCCCCGCCGCCCCCCCCGCCAGCCACCCUCUCCACCCUGGCGAGCCCCGUGGUGGCACUGGGCUGCACAAGGGGGGUCCCCACUCCGACCCCAGCCUCCCACCGCUGCACCCCAGCCUGGCGCUGCCUGCCAAGGAGAAGGUGGGCUCCCCCGUCGCCUUCUCCCCCUACUACACCACCUUUGAGAAAUACAGGGGCCCCCCCAGUACCCCUUUCCUGGAAGCCAGCUGCCCCGCUACCCACAGCCAGAGGACAGUGCCCAAGGUCCCCAGCCUCAGCCCGGACCCCUGGCUCAAGCUCCAGCCGCCCACCGCCAGCCCGGCAUACCGGGAGAGGCCGCCGGCGUGCUACCCGCAGACCCACUACCCACUGCCCCUCCACAAGGCUGCCCUCCUCUACCACCCCCCGGCUCCCACCAUCAAGGCACAGCCUAGCUCCCUGCCCAGCGCCUACAAAGGCUUCAGCUUUGCAGGAAGCGGGGAGCCCUUUCCCAGUGCUUACGUUAAGACUGAAGCCCCAAGGAGCUACUUUUCCAGCCCUUUGGACACCUGUGUGCCAAGGGCAGCCGGUGCUGGUGCAGUGGCAUCACCGCCUGCCAAGUCAGUGGCGCUGCCAAGGGAUGCCGAGCCACCGCAGCGAGCUGGCUACUUGCCGAGCCCUGGCUUCGCCUUCAGCCCUGUCGACACGGCUGUAUUUGGCACCUCCUUUGCCAGCACAGAGCCGGGCUGCCAGCAGCGCCGGGCGGAAAGUCCCCGGCAGCGAGCAGCAGUGAGGCACAACAGCGCUUUUCAACCCGUCUGUGUCCUGGAGAAGGUGUCCAGGGGCUCCAGUGGGCUCGCAGAGACAUUUCCCAAAGGAGAAGGGGGCUGGGUGAAGCCCAGCCAGAGGGAGAAGGAGCCCCCCUGCCCAGGGAGGAGGAGAGCCAGCCCGGCCCCCCAGGAGGCCCCCCGCAGGGAACCACCAGCUCCCAUCGUUGUAGGGAAGGGAGAUGCCUGCAAGGUCAAGGAUUUAGCCAAGGAGCUCGUCCCCCCUUCUCUGGCUGCCUCCCCCCUGGAGGGGCUGAAAGUCCCGAGGGACGGCGAGGUUUCUCCUUCCUCCCCACCCAUGCCAGUGAUCAACAACGUCUUCAGCCUGGCACCUUACCGAGACUACCUGGAGGGGACUGAGAGCUCAGCCCAGGUCCCCUUCUCCAGGGACCAUCUCCAGGGGGACACCCCACCCCGGAUCGCAGGGAGCAGCCGUGAGCCCGCUGCCCUCGGGGACACAGGCAGUGGUGCGGUCCAAAGCCAAGGGGAAAGCUGUUAUGGAAGGGUCCCUGAAAAGCCAAAGCUCGUUCCCCAAGACCUGGGGUCUCAGGGGGGCAGCCCCAGCGGGGCGGGGAGUGGGAAGCCGGCCCCCGAGGGCAUUGCGCUGGACCUCAGCUUGAAGAAGAGACUGGUGAAAACCGGGGAGACCCGGGGACCCAUCGGACGCACGGAGGGGAUGCCUGCGCUGCCCUUGCUGCUUGAGGUGGGCUCUGGGGACAAGAGCAACUUCCAGAGCUCAGCCACCUUCAUGUUCAAAAAAUACAAGAUCCUGCGCUCCCUUCCCCCCAGCACCGUGCCCCCCCGGCAGGCUGGCAGCCCCCACGCCCCCCAGCCAAGCAGCCCCCCGACCUCGCAGCCUGUCCCCCAGCCCAGUGCCUGCGCUCUGCGGGAGGCUCACCCGGACCUGCAGCAGCCCCCGCAGCCUGAAGCUCCCCACGCACCAGGAGAGGAGAGUGUCUCGCUGCCCGGGCAGUGCGAGGCCCCUGCCCCACAGACCUCCGCCGGCCAGUAUUUCACCACCCUGCACACCUCACUCUGCGACAUUAUUUCAUGCUCGGUGUCCAGGUCCUCCCCGGAGCUCCUGCGGGAGUGGUUGAAGAAGGCAGAGCCGGCAGAGGAGCUCGGAGAGAUGCCCAAAUCCCCCCCCAAGCCCAAGAAUGGCUCCAAGAUCCCUGAACCUCAGAAGCCCACCAAAGGCAAGGAGAUCUGGCUGGCUUUCCAGGACGUGGCUGCUCUCCUCACCAACCUGCUCUCUCAACUGGAGACCUUCAUGUUCGCUCACAAGUGUCCUUUCCCCCACGUAGUCCGUGCAGGGGCUGUCUUCAUCCCCAUCCACGUGGUGAAGGAGAAGCUCUUCCCCAAGCUCCCCGGGGCCGCCGUUGACCAAGUGCUGCAGGAGCACAAGGUGGAGCUGCGUCCCACCACGCUCUCGGAGGAGAGGCACUUGAGGGACCUGGAGCUGAAGAGCUGCACAUCACGCAUGCUGAAGCUCUUGGCGCUCAAGCAACUCCCUGACAUCUACCCAGACCUGCUGAACCUCCACUGGCAUGACUCCAUCAGGCAGCAGCUCGGUAGCCCUGGCCUGGAGGCACUGAAAGCUGAUGGCAGAACGAUAGCCAUGGGUAGCACGAAGAAAAAGGAGGUGCUAAGGAACGUGUCAAGGGCAACAGCCGAGCCGCCCACCUGCGAGGACAGGAAAGGGAAGGUCCCUCUCGUCCCCAGAGCGAGCAGAUCUCAGCCGAGCUGCGAGCUCUAA
Molecule: messenger RNA, 3141 nt
Organism: Nipponia nippon (crested ibis)
Lineage: Eukaryota; Metazoa; Chordata; Aves; Pelecaniformes; Threskiornithidae
Source: RefSeq, a predicted model, not a curated record